Nematocida parisii ERTm1 is the source of this 1209-nucleotide messenger RNA. RefSeq lists its product as uncharacterized. Bases 1 to 1209 code for a protein of 402 amino acids. Lineage: Eukaryota; Fungi; Microsporidia. The transcript has a single exon. The record is from RefSeq and is a predicted model, not a curated record.
AUGAUGGAAAUUAACAGAGAGAAGCUAACAGAUGAAUUAAAUGAAAUAAUCAGAAGUCAAGACAACAAGAGUAUAGAUGAAUGCGCUGAAGAAGUAUUAGAAGUAAUAUUACACCACUAUAAAAGAGAAUUCGUAUUUAAAGAGCAGUAUGCUUCUAUAAGAAGAUUUGGAUACAAUGUGUUUAUUUCGGAAUUGGCGGAUAAAAUUAAAAGUUUAGAUAUUAAAUGUGGAUCUAUGUAUGUUCUAGCACUAGUUAAUACGGCAAUAGAAGAUACAGAAUUAUACAUGGAUAGUAUACAAAAAGCAGCAGAUAUGAAAAUAGAAAGUGCUAGUGAAAAAGCAGCAUAUUAUGAUAUGGUGAAUGAAAAUCAUAUAAUCACAGCACUUGCGUAUUCAUAUAGGCCCAAUUUCUUAUACAAUAUUGUAAGGACUAUAGAUAGUAAGAGAAUUGAUGCUAAUCUAAUUAAUGCAGAUUAUUCUGCUAUAUUAGAUAGCCUUUUUGAAAUAGUUCCAAAGUUUGGAUGUUCAAGGCUGCAGAGAGCAUUAGAUAUACUAUUACAACAUGGAGAUGAUCUUUCUAUGCUUAAACAGAAUACUGAAGAAAAUAUGAAAAAGCUUGGAUUGUCUCAUGAUGAUAUUUAUUCAUUGCAAUUAUAUGCAAAAGAACAGCAAUUUAGUAGAUUUAAUUUUAUAAAAGAAAUAUAUAAUUUAAUGGCUAUUCAAGACAUAAAUGGGCAUCAAUACAAUUUUAUUGAUAUUCUGCCUAGCCUAUGGCAUCUACAUAGUCAGACCGGCGAAAAUUUUUUAUCAAAUAGUAACGAACGCAUAAAUCAGCUUAUAUCAGAGUUAAAUAUACUACUGACCACAGAAAAACUGUUUAUUAAUGAUUAUGCACUGAACGAUAUUAUUAAUACAUUAGAAAGCGGCAAUUUUGACAUAAACAAAUUUAAAUCUAACAUAGUGAAAACCUAUUUAGAGUCUAUAAAAGGCCAAUUGUCUAGGAUUAGAAGUUUACCUAUUGUUCUUGACACAUCAAAUAUAGAAAGCUCUGAGCCUGCGGAUCCACAGCCAGCCAGCGUAUUCUGGGAUAGAAUAAUUAAGAUAUCUUUCUUUGCGAUAAUUGGAAUUCUUUUCUUGGAGUUCUUGGGAUGUGAUGUAUUAAGUUCAACUCAAGACUUAUUGGCUUCAAUUAUUUCUGGAUGGAUUUAA